Closterium sp. NIES-67 is the source of this 3209-nucleotide messenger RNA. The record is from the annotation of a GenBank genome assembly. Lineage: Eukaryota; Viridiplantae; Streptophyta; Zygnematophyceae; Desmidiales; Closteriaceae.
GCAGCCCAGUUCCUAAGAGCGCAGCGGCUAAUGUAGCGUCAGCAAACCCCUGGAUGGUUGUGGUAUCAGGGGCCAGAAACCUCUGCCCAUACAUUCGCCCUGCCGCUAUGGCCAUCUCGCAUGUCCUCGCGCGCCCAGCCCUGCCAGCGCAGCUUCACCUCCGUUCGCCCGCACGACCCCAAUGCCACGUGGCGUCACACUCGGCCCGUCUACCGUUCGAGUUCUCCCCUCUUGUCCGUGACAGCCGGGCCUCUCCAGCGGUGCGCACAGGGCUUCGCGGCAAGCCUCUCCACGGCACCCGCGGUAGAAUCAGGCAGCGCCUUGCGCCAGGCGCGGCCGUGGAUGCAAGGGGCGAUGCGGGGGGUUUGACGGGGGACAGGGUACGGGCGGAGGGGGAGAAGCGCAGAGCAGGUGAGCGGUCGGAGGAAGGGGAUGGCGAGGCGGAUUUGGGAGUUGAGAAGAUGAGUCAAGGAGAGUGUGAGGAGGAGGGGGAGGAGGAAGAGGAGGAAGAGGAGGAGGGGGAGGAGGGGGAGGAGGGGGAAGAGUAUGAGGAGGAGGGGGAGGACGAGGAGGAGUGGGAUGAGGACUGGGACGAAGACCAGGAGGGGGAGGAGAGGGCGGAAGGCGCAGCGAGCGGAAGGGGCGGAGAGCCGCCAGUGUGGGAGGGGGAGGGCGUGGAGGUGGGGGUGAUAGUGGGCGCGCACGGGCUGCGGGGCGAGGUGCGCGUGAAGCCGCUCACGGACUUCCCGGAGCAGCGAUUCGGACAGGGCGGGUGGCGCUGGUUGAAGCGGCCAGGCAGGCCAGCCGCGCCGUCCCCUCGUGCCGCACCCUCUGCCGUGCCGCCACCACCAGCUACCGCUGGAGGUGCGGCGGCAGAGGCAGCAGCAGGGGUGCAGGGUGGAGCAGUUGUGAGCAGCGUGUGGGUGCGGGGCGGACGGCCAGGCCCUGGGCGGUAUGGGCUGUGGCUGGUGAAGCUCAAAGGCGUGGAGAGCGCGGAACAGGCGGAGGCACUGCGCGGCAGUGUGAUGAUGGUGCCUGUGUGGGAGCGGCCUGAGCUGGAGGAGGACGAGGUGUACUCCAGCGACCUCAUCGGCCUCCAAGUGCUGCUCAAGGAGGGCGGGGUGCCCAUAGGCGUGGUGGAGGACGUGGGGGCGUACGUGUGGAUUCCGUUUGUGCGCGCCAUCGUGCCGCUCCUGGACCUGCAGCAGCGCCGCAUCGUGGUGGACCCUCCCCCUGGCCUGCUGGAGCUCAACCAGCGGGCAGCGGGCAAGGCGGAGCAGGCGCAGGAGGGGGAGGGCGAGGAGGGGAGCACAGAGAACAUGUCCGCCCAGGAGCGCAGGAAGCGGCAGCAGCGGCGGCGGCAGGUGGCGGAGCGAUAUGGGGAGGCGGGGCAGCAGCACGUGGUGCAGUGGGUGGAGCAAGCUGUGCGGCUGGCCAAGGCAGCAGCACAGGCAGGCGGCGAAGGCGGGGCAGCAAGUGGGCCUGUGGACGUGGAUGCGGCGCUGCAGCAGCUGCUGUCGGUGGACCUCAGGCGAGUGUCUCACGCCGUGCAGCGCGCCCUAGCGCACAGGGAACACCUGCACCAGCUGCCACUGCCCGUGCCUGUGCCCCAGUGGCCCCUCGUCCUGCACCGCUCCCCCCUCCCCACUAGCGCACAGGCGGCGCAGCAGUCCGACGCGCGCACAGCUGGCGAGGCCUGGCCACUGAGAGGGGCGCCGGGUGCUGAGGGGCCAGUAGGGGGGAGGGCGGACGGGGCGGAGGGCUUGGAGACGGAGGGCAGGCAGGCAGUGCGGGAGGGGAGAGUGGCCGUGGUGGCGCUGCUGGGUGCUGCUGCUGCGGGCGACGCUGUGAGGGAGGGGGGCGGCAGUGGAGCAGGGGGAGGAGCAGCGGGCAUGGCGCGACAAGUGGAGGAGUACGUGAGGCGGGACACAGCGAGGCUGAGGAAGCAGAUGAAUGCCGUGGACCAGUGGAGGGAUGCUGCGGGCUCUCCCCCCCUGCCCUGGUUGCUGGUGGUGGACGACACUGCAUCGCCCUUCAACCUGCACCAGUCGCUGCUUGCUGCCGCGCCCACCACUCAGCCCUCCUGGAUUCCUCUCCCCCAAUGGCCACUCUUCUCACUCAACCCCCGCCUUGCCACCAGCCCCUCCAACCCGCCUCCCUCCUCCUCCUCGUCGCCCCCCCCCUCGUUCCGCAUGCUUCUUCACCCGCUGCCACCGCCUGAAGCCGAGCUUCCAAGCGCCACGCGGUGCGUGGCGCUGCAGAUGGCGUCAGGGGGCGAGGGGUGUCUCUUCCUGGCGCUCAAAGACGCCGCCGUGCUGCGAGGGCUGGCCAAGCAGGGCGUCAAGCACCUCCUGGUGUUGCUGCAUCCUACAGCACAGCCCGAUCCAGCCCUCAUUGCCGCAUGCAUCCACUCCAAUGCUGACGUGGCAGUCGCUGCGUCAGCGAGUACCACUGCCAGCUCAGCAGGCGUGCUGGUGGAGGGUGAGAGAGGUGGGCAGCAGGUGCUGCGGCUGGCGGCGUUUCCAUCUGAGCAGCAGGGAGAGGGGCGUGAGCAUGGUGCCGGCACUGGCAUUGGGAAUGGCAGUGGGAGUGAGGGCGGUGGCAAGAAGAAAGGGAAGGGCAAGGGCAAGGGCAAGGAGGAUGAGAGGAGGUCCAGUGGGGUGAGGCUGUAUGUGCUGGAGGGAGGUGAAGUGGCUGGGACAGAUUCACACGUGCAUUCCCUUGACCUCUUCCCAGACCAGCUGGUUGUUUCCAUGAAGUUUCUCAAGUGGUUAGAUCCCAUGCAGGUGCCCUUCCAGCUGCACCCCCCUUCACCGCUGGAGCAGCACCUGCCAGCACCACAGACAGCAGCGGGUCGGGCAGCACGGGGGGAGGAUGCAGUGGGCGGGAUGGAUGGUGGGAUGGCUGUGAGGCAGCGGGCGAUGGAUGUGGUGUCCAUGUGCGAUGCAUGCCAGGUUGCCGUGCUGCUGGAUGGACCCUUGGCUCAGCUCUGAUGCAAUCCUUCCCACCAUACUGGCAAUGUCGUCGCGGUUGCACACAACAUGCACUCUAGUUGCGGCCCACUUGUUCUUCUGCACUGCCCCUAGCUAGAAGGCUCAUGGCUUCAAAUGAUCAAGUCAAAUCUGCUAUUUGAAGUUCCUUGGACGUUUACUUGCAUCACUUUUACAUAGCCAUAAGUAGGUGCACAUGAGUGGAGUCGUUUUAAUGCA